UAAACAUAGACCAAAUUUUAAAUCUACUAUUUCGUUGAACAAUUAACUUAAAAUUGCCGUUACUCAGUAUUAUUGUGUGGUAAGAUCGUCUCUCGAAAAAUUAUGACACUCAGCGACAAAAAUCCAGAACUGGUUCCCAUUUCAAAUGUCAUCGGUUUAGCAUCUCAACGACCUCUUAGUACAUUUCUUGAGAUGUGGUACCAAACGUUCUUAUGGGCAUUGUUUUCAUCUACAGUUGUUCAUGCUGUGGCUGCAAUAAUUGCAUUUGCUACACUCCAUAAGCAUAAUUUUGGAAAGUUUUUUCCUCUAUUCAUUUUAAUGGUUGGAAUAUUUGCUCCACUUAGUUCCGGUAUAGUGAGUAGUGCUACUAUAGCAUUUGUCUACCGAGCAUCUAGUAUUCAAAUGCAACCCCUAUAUGCAAUGUUUUGGGGAGUUGGGCAAACAUUACUGUCAGCUGCUGUUGGUUUUACAAGAAUAUUAGCUACUUUAUAAAAUAAUUUAAACAUAUUUGUAUAUAGUCUGUAAAUACAAAUGGUUGUAUAUUUAUGUGUACCUAUAUAUUAAUAAAUAUUAAUUGUAA
Molecule: messenger RNA, 580 nt
Organism: Sipha flava (yellow sugarcane aphid)
Lineage: Eukaryota; Metazoa; Arthropoda; Insecta; Hemiptera; Aphididae
Product: transmembrane protein 170A
Exons: 3
Coding region: 103-492 (129 amino acids)
Source: RefSeq, a predicted model, not a curated record